Molecule: messenger RNA, 2336 nt
Organism: Lytechinus variegatus (green sea urchin)
Lineage: Eukaryota; Metazoa; Echinodermata; Echinoidea; Temnopleuroida; Toxopneustidae
Product: protein fem-1 homolog C-like
Exons: 1
Coding region: 37-1962 (641 amino acids)
Biological process (GO): regulation of barbed-end actin filament capping
Cellular component (GO): nucleus; cytoplasm
Molecular function (GO): protein binding
Source: RefSeq, a predicted model, not a curated record
AAGAAGAACGUAUUUGAUUCCUGGAACUAAGUGAAAAUGGCGUCUUCCAGGAAGUCCCGAAACUCCCGUGCCAUUAACUUGGUAUCAAGAAUGGAAAAGACCCCGUCGAUGAGCUUGAAAGAUAUCAAAAAGUUUGCUGCUUCCCACCCCAAAGACUUCGAAGUGAAUGGUCGAAACAAGCACGGAAAGACUGCCUUGAUGUUUGCUUGUGGAAGUCGUAACACCAAACUGGUUGCGUUCUUACUUGAUCAGGGUGCAGAUCCGAAUUCUCAAUGUGAAUGUGGUAAUUCACCAAUGCAUUUUGCCGUCUUUGAUACCUGUUGUUGCAGUAUCACUGAGUUUAAACGUGCUUAUUCUCUAGUUCCUGGUACAAUAGAAAGGAAGGUAGAGAUUCUCAGACUACUUAUCGACCAUGGAGCAACUCAAAUGUGUAACUCCAAAGGUUUGGAUCCGUGUUGUCUGGCAGCAAUGUGCAAGCAGUCAGACUUGGUGAACUUUUUUCUCCAGAGGAAUACAAGGUAUAUGCAGCUGUCUGAUGAAGAACAGAUACGAGCUCUAGAGAUACUCGGGGUGACCGUUAUUUUAGCUGAAGAUUAUCCCCUUGAUGGAGACGUUGAAAGUGCGUACACGUAUUUCUCUAGAGCUAAAUCUAUUCGCAAGAAAAUAUCCAGUGCGUCUUCUGAGGAAAGAAGAAAAUCCAUCUUCUCAAAUGGCUUUUCCAUUUUUUCUGGAAUGGAAGUUGAUUUUGAAGAAUGGAAGAGUAGUCAGUUUGACAAGUGGGAUAAAAUUACCCAAGCAUUCUUGAUAGCAGAAAGGACUCUACCAGAGGACAUUUUAAUGGACUACUUCGUGCCGAAACUUCUUUUGCACGCCCGAAGUGGUGUAUUUCAUUAUCGCAGGGACAUCGAGAUGAAAGCACUUCAGAUCUUCAAGGAUGCAGUUCAAUUGGAACAACAAUCAAAGCUCAAGCUUGGUUCAGUGAUAGGGUGUAUCCUUGAAGGCUUGCGAGGAGUAAAUGUGAGAUUUUGGAAAAAUUGUGACGUGAAGGAGUGUAUUUCAAUUAUGAACUCUUGCUUGCCAAUAUUUGAAAGCGCUCCAAGACGCAUUGUAAGAAAGACACAAGAAGAACUGUUAAAGUGUCUUGGUUUGGACUUGAUAUUGAUCGCGUUGUCCAGCUGCCCCGAAUCAACAGAGACAUUUGAAUUGUUACUGACGUUUGCAGAACAAUUUGUGAAAACCAUCAGAAAGAAAUGUGAAGGACGUAAUGUCACCUCUGUCAGCCAUGAUGUCAUCGUACGAUGUCGGAAUUACUUACAAUACAGAAGAGUACGUGUGAAUGACACAAAGUUAAAUCGUUUGAAACGAUUGAUUUCAAGGUUAGUACAGUGUGAAGAUGCUACCCAUCAGAAUAUUGACAGGAAUACAAUGCUUCAUUCCUUGAUGAAAAUGCACCAGAGUGUACAUCCGCAGUUUCUGAAAGAUGUGGCAUUGGUUCUCAUUCGGAAUGGAUGCGAUCCAAAGAAGAGAAACAAUCGCCAUAAAACAUUAGAAGAGAUGAUUGAUUAUUUGCCGAACACAUUGACAUCAGACUUCAAAGAUCUCAAGGAGAUAAUUACGUCUCAGAGUCAUUCGGUCUUACCUCUCGAGGAAAUCGCCGCAAGGACCAUUCUCCGUCAUCACAUCACCCAUGAGGGCGUCCUACCUAAGAAUCUUUCUCGCAUCGUAACUGGAGAUCUUUGGCCACCAGACAGCUCUAAGUCGGACUUGGAAGGCGACAGAGAGAGAAAUCAAGAUGGUGAUCUGGACUCGGAUUAUGAUAUUGAUCUGGAAUGCGAACCAGAAAGCGAUUCAGAGUAUGAUUCAGACAUGUAUUUUGAUUCAGACUCAGAUUCAGACCUCUUUUUUCAUUCUAUGGGCCGAUGUUAUUGUUAUGAGGGAAGUUCUUCUGAAUUUUAUGAUUGAGACUCAUAGUCAUCUGAUGCUUCUUCUCCGUUUAUAUUUCUAGAGGCCAACAAUGAUAACAAAAUGAACAGACGAUCAAAAACAAAAGAGUAGCUUCAUUCUGUGAGAGCGGGAAUUAGGAGACAUCAUAACACCAGAGCAGAACUAGACGAUUGUGACGCUUGUAAGGUCCUAUAUAAGAAUUCUUGAAUGCUAAUCUAAUGUUCACUUUUUAUGGUCAAGGAUCGUUUGAAUUCUUGUGUUUAUUCAACGCCCAUAACUUUAAUAAUUGGCGUCGGGUUGUUGUUUCGACCGGGUCUCUAUAAUUCCUAGACCCUACUGUGAUAUAUUCGUAUUAUUAUUAUAUUUUUGUCUGUUAUUGCAUUAAAAAAAAU